AUCGAUAGACCCACCAGAGGGCCAAACCUCGGCACCCUCACGGUAUCGAAUCACAUCACACCGUGUGUGGGAGUGAACGUAUUUUAUUUUCGGCAGUGGGACUGGUCAUGGCGACAAUGGCCGCCGCAAACGUGAUAACGGGACAGUUCGACGAUGCCGACAGUGACGAAGAAGACUUUGUCGCCCGCAUGCAAGCACAACGGCAGCCAGCGACGUUGCCCGUCCAAUCCUCAAAAUUGGCAUGCGUUUCUUCGUUCACCCGACCACCCGUCGAGUCUUUGCAAACUUAUUACGAUUGGGACGAUGCACCGCUCACGUCCGUUGCGGCACAGAGUGUGGCGCAAGCGUCCGCCGCAUCAUCCAAGCAAAUGAAUCUGUCGCACGCCGUAUCCAACCGUGUUACGCAGAUGGAACACCUCGAAACGCAUAAGCGUACCUUGACACAGGGUAGGGACGAUCGGGCCACCUCGGAACAGGUACUCGAUCCCCGAACGCGACUCAUACUCUUCAAGUUACUCAGCCGUGGAUUCCUGGAAGCCAUCGAUGGAUGCCUGUCCACCGGCAAGGAAGCUAACGUUUACUACGCCAAGGCUGGUAAACAUCAUCUGCAACCGCAACGGUACGACGCCACGCCUACGCCUACCGACGAGGACAAUUGCGACAACACAAAACCCCGGCACGUUACCGAAUACGCCAUUAAAAUAUACAAAACGAGCAUUCUCGUAUUCAAAGACCGCGAUAAGUACGUCGCGGGCGAACAUCGCUGGCGCAAGGGUUACUGCAAAUCAAAUCCGCGAAAAAUGGUCAAGGUCUGGGCAGAAAAAGAGAUGCGCAACUACCGUCGCAUAUACGCCGCCGGUAUUCCCUGUCCGGAACCCAUCUUGCUCAAAGCGCACGUACUCGUUAUGGAAUUCCUCGGUGUCGGCGGUUGGCCCUCCCCUCGGCUCAAGGACGCCGCGCUUUCCGACAAGCGCCUCCGGGAAGCCUACGUACAAUGCGUACUCAUCAUGCGACACUUGUACCAACGGUGUAAACUCGUACACGGCGAUCUGUCCGAAUACAACCUCCUCUGGCACGAAAACCAAAUUUACGUUAUUGACGUAAGUCAGUCCGUGGAAACAGACCACCCCUCGGCGUUGGAUUUCUUGCGCAAGGACGCCUCCAACGUCAACGAUUACUUUCGCAAAGUCGGACGACUCAACGUCAUGACGGUCCGUCAGUUGUUUGAGUUUGUCACGGCAUCGGUUUUGCCGUGUGACCAGCCGAACGUCGCGACGGAGCAAGCCGAAUUGGCGAGUCUCGACGCCAUUAUGCAACACGUGGACCAAACCGCACUGCAGUUGGCGGAAACAUCGGAACAGGGACAGCGCAAAGUAGAACAGCAAGAGGCCGUGGACGAAGCCGUCUUUAUGAGCAGCUUUUUGCCGCGGAGCCUCAACCAAGUAGCCGAGCACGAAAUUCAAAAACUGGCAACCGGGGAGGUGGAAGACACCUACGCGCAAGCCGUCGCGUCCUUGACAGGCAAUCGCGAUGUGGUCGAAGCGGUCGCGAAAAAGUUGGGCCGGAACGACUUCAUGACAAAGUCGGUCCAAUCCAUUCUGACUAACGCAUCGUCGAGGGAAUCUCCUCAAGAAGAGGAGCGAAAAGCCGGAGGGAAGAAUGGAGUGCAUUUUUCGGCGGUAUUGGACGAGAAAGGCGACAAAUCGCCAAGUAGGCAGAGUGGGGAAGACGAGUUCAUGUCCGAAUGUGACGAUGACAGUUCUGUAGAUAGCGAGGGUGAGUCCGUGGACAAAGAAAUUGGUUUCGUCAAGACUCCUAUGACCCCGGAAGAGUUUACUGCCAUGAAGGAAGCUGUAAGAACGGAGCGCCGAGCAAACAAAAAAGCCGUCAAAGACGCGAAAAGCGAACAGCGUCAGAACAAGGUGAAAAAGAAGGAUAAGAAACGAGCCAUUAAAAAAUCGAAGGCCGGAAAUCGAAAGAAUAAAUAGAUCCCGGUACAAAAUCGGAAUUCCUACGUGCCAACUCUAGAGUCCUCCUACCGAGCGAUUCUGGGAUUAUGCGGUUUUAGGAACACUGGUUUGCAUUUGCGACUCCAUAGUAAAUGAAAGUUGCCAGAC
Phaeodactylum tricornutum CCAP 1055/1 is the source of this 2117-nucleotide messenger RNA. RefSeq lists its product with no specific name. Bases 108 to 1988 code for a protein of 626 amino acids. Lineage: Eukaryota; Bacillariophyta; Bacillariophyceae; Surirellales; Neidiaceae. Gene Ontology annotation, molecular function: ATP binding; protein serine/threonine kinase activity. The transcript has 2 exons. The record is from RefSeq and is a predicted model, not a curated record.